UGGUAGUAUUUAUAUAGUUGUUGCUAUUUCAACGGCUGAAAUCACCCCUGGCGUGGGGACUUGUAUCAGCAGGCGAGCACAGUGAACUAGCAGCUUCUCUAUAUGAAGGGCUGAUGGAAGACGCACGGGAUCUGGCUGAACGCACCCCACGUUCAGAGCGUAAGCGGAGAGACUCGUUCGGGAUGUUUGAUGGCUAUGACAGCUGCAGUGAAGAGUCCACCAGCAGCUCCAGUUCUGAGGACAGUGAGGAUGAGGUGGUACCUUCCAUCCCUGUUAGCCUGCCCAUCAUCAAGAACAAUGGUCAAGUCUACACUUACCCCGAUGGCAAGGCUGGAAUGGCCACUUGUGAGAUGUGUGGGAUGGUCGGAGUACGAGAUGCUUUUUACUCCAAAACCAAGCGCUUCUGCAGUGUGUCGUGUUCGAGGAGUUAUUCCUCUAAUUCCAAAAAAGCUAGCAUCUUGGCUCGACUACAGGGCAAACCACCAACGAAAAAGGCAAAAGUCUUACAGAAACAGCCUCUCAUGGCAAAAUUGGCAGCUUACGCCCAGUACCAAGCCAGUCAACAGAACCAGGCGAAACCAAAAGCAGUGGUCCCAGCAGAGAUUUUUGACUGGGGUCGGUACAUCUGUAGCAAUAACACAGUCGGAGCGCCAGUCAGCUGUUUCAAGCAUGCCCCUAUGGGGACAUGCUGGGGAGACAUAGAAGAAGGUGUUAGGAUUGAAGUGCUCAACUCUGACACCAGUCUCUCCACCAAGGUAUACUGGAUAGCAGAAAUCAUUAAGCUAGCAGGGUUCAAGGCUCUCCUGCGCUAUGAGGGCUUUGACAACGACACCAGUAAGGACUUCUGGUGUAAUCUCUGUAUCCCUGAGGUUCACCCAGUGGGAUGGUGCGCCUCAAGUGGGAAACCCCUUGUACCUCCAAAAAGCAUACAGCAUAAAUACUCUAACUGGAAAGCCUUUCUGGUAAAGCGUCUUACUGGAGCUAAAACACUGCCACCUGACUUUAAUACCAAGGUACAUGAAAACACGCAGUUCCCCUUUAAAAAGCUGAUGCGGGUGGAGGUGGUGGAUAAAAACUACCUGUGCCGGACGCGGGUGGCGCUGGUGGAGCAGGUGACUGGAGGUCGCCUCAGGCUGGUCUACGAAGAGAGCCAGGACGGAUCUGAUGACUUCUGGUGCCACAUGUACAGCCCCCUCAUCCAUAAUAUAGGCUGGUCACGAAGCAUUGGACACCGCUUCAAACGAUCUGAUAUUGCAAAGAAAAUUGAGGGUCAAGUUGAUGCUCCUGCUCAGUUCUUCCAGAAGGUAAAAGAUGUGGACCAGAGUGGGGACUGGUUCAAAGAUGGGAUGAAGUUAGAAGCCAUUGACCCCCUCAAUCUCUCAGCUAUAUGUGUAGCCACUGUAAGAAAGGUUUUGGCAGACGGGUACCUCAUGAUCGGGAUUGACGGUUCGGAGGCAGUGGACGGAUCAGACUGGUUCUGUUACCAUGGCGCCUCCCCCUCCAUCUUUCCUGCCGGCUUCUGUGAAAUCAACAACAUUGAACUCACGCCCCCUAGAGGGUAUUCUAAACUACCAUAUAAAUGGUUUGACUACCUCAGAGAAUCAGGAUCAAUAGCUGCUCCUGUCAAGCUUUUUAACAAGGAGGUUCCCAAUCAUGGUUUUCGACCCGGCAUGAAGCUAGAGGCUGUUGACCUGAUGGAGCCGCGGCUGGUGUGCGUUGCCACAGUGACAAGAAUAGUGCACCGGCUACUGAGGAUCCACUUUGACGGCUGGGAGGACGAGUAUGACCAGUGGGUGGACUGCGAGUCACCUGACCUCUACCCUGUGGGCUGGUGUCAGCUGACGGGCUACCAGCUCCAACCCCCUGCUUCUCAGAGUAACAGAGACAUGCCUCAGUCUGUGCCCAAGCAGAAGAAAAAGGCCCAGCAGUACAAAGGCCAAAAGAAAAAGAGGAAGAUUCCGGUUGGUCGACGGCCCUUCAGUCAGGCAGGCAGGAGGAGGAGCAGCUUCUCAGGGGACGAAGAGCAGAGUCCGCCCCCUUACCCUGCCCAGGGGCCAGCUCGGCCCCGUCCCCGAACCCACCUCCACCAAACCCACAAAUCAGAGUCUCUCCUGCGCAUGAAGGAGGAGGCAGCCGAGGUGGACGAGUUCACCUUCUCACAGGGCACAUCCGACCAGGAAAGCAACGGCUCGGGCAGCUACUACAUCAAACAGGAGCCCUGAGGUCACAUGGUCGAGACAGAGCGGGACAAACUGGGAACAGGACGGACGUCUCGAAAACCUCAGCAGGAUCAGGAACAAGUCAAACUAGCCUCAAAUCACACUCGUAGACCAAUGCCAGCAGGCCUUCUAUGGAGUCAGUACAGGAGAUGAUAAAGAGCAGAAGACGGCUGGUCAUGCUUCUGAAAAGUCCUGAAAGAACAUCCCGCUUAGACAGUCUUCUAACAUUGUAGCUGUGUGUGCAAGUAAUAUCCCAUGGAACCCGUUUCAGGGGUUGGAAAUAGUUGGGCAUUUUCUUUCGUGCCACCGUUGGGUGCCGCAACAUCGGCUUUUUCUCCUCUCCUGUCUGAAACGUCCAACCACACGAGAUAUAUUUGGAUGGAUUCAAAAUCAGCCUUUUUCCCACAGAGAUGGAGGGUCGACAUGCGCCCGUCCUGCCUUCGCCACAAUCUGGGCCACGCACAGAGACCUGUAGAAACUGUGAGAACCAUUUAUUGAGCCAGGUCCUUUGUUUAAUUUUAGUUUUUUUGUAUAUAUAUACACACACACACACACACACACACUUAUAGGACAGCACAUAUAUACAUAUACAUAUAAAUAUAUAUAAUUUGGUUGGGUUUGGUUGGUUUUCAGGUUUAUAAAGUGCAGUUGGUGAGAGUCACCCACUGAGCAGCCUGAGGAGAUAAGAAAAGAGAGGCUGGCAGAGACAGGAGCAGAGUUGUGUAUAUUUUGAUUAUUUUCAAAUUGCCAGGUGGACUUUAACUUCAUUGAAAGUACUUGAAGUUUUCUUUAUUUUGUCCUUUUUUUUGUAAUGAUGUGUGUCUUAAUGUUCCUAUUUUUGCAUUUACAUUUUUGGUGGUUGUGUGGGAAAUGUAACGUGCAUUGUUUCGCAGAAGUGAUUAUAUUCAAAUAGUAUGUGAAGACCUAUUAAAAUAGAAUUGCAGAUUAUAGAUCAAGGAUUGUGAUUGGAAGACAGAUCCCAGUACACCGCUGCUUAGCAUUACUGAUGUUGAAGAUUUCUGCAGCUACAUUUAUUUCCGAGUUCAAACAUUACAGAACCAAAGUCUGAUUCAAGAUACAUGAUAUAACUCACAGCUGAGUUUGAGCCAACAGGUUUCAUCAAAUUCACAAAAACUAUUCAGAUGACGCAAAACUCAAACUAGGGCUUGUGACGAGCAUAUUGUCAUUAUCGUGUAAUUUAUUUAUUUAUUCACAUUUUUUGAUGAAUCUUAUAGAAAACAAUGAAAAUGCUCUUCACUGUUUACCUUCCUUUCUUAGAUCAGUCUCCAGAUGCUUUGUUUUCUGCCACUAACCUUCCCAAAUCUUUCACACUGAGCCAUAUUCUUACAUUUGAAAAGUACAAACAAUGGCUUUUGAAAUAAUUUAUUUAACAGUUUUUUUUAUUUAAUUUGUUGUUACUCCUAUUAAAUUUCAAUUUACAAAUUUUCCCCAUUUAUAACAUCCACAUAAAAGCCAGCCUGGAACCCUUAGGAGGGUUAAGUUUUUUUAUAUUGAUUACUUUGCGUUGCAAGUUUGACGGAAAGUUAUAAAACAUAUCUUAUGCAGUUAUUGCAGACACUCAUUCUUACCAUUGUUUCUUAUAAGUUAGGUAUUGAAUACAGAAAUCCUCCUUCACAUUCCUCUUCUCUUUCAUUAAAUCUGUACAGUCUGUAGAUGUUGUUAUUCCUAAGCUACACAAAG
Messenger RNA from Limanda limanda (common dab), 3920 nucleotides. RefSeq names its product mbt domain containing 1 (gene mbtd1). Gene Ontology annotation, cellular component: nucleus. Gene Ontology annotation, biological process: regulation of DNA-templated transcription. Gene Ontology annotation, molecular function: zinc ion binding. Bases 114 to 2222 code for a protein of 702 amino acids. NCBI's taxonomy places the organism in Eukaryota, Metazoa, Chordata, Actinopteri, Pleuronectiformes, Pleuronectidae. The record is from RefSeq and is a predicted model, not a curated record. The transcript has 17 exons.